Phragmites australis (common reed) is the source of this 1964-nucleotide messenger RNA. Its product is annotated as protein NODULATION SIGNALING PATHWAY 2-like. NCBI's taxonomy places the organism in Eukaryota, Viridiplantae, Streptophyta, Magnoliopsida, Poales, Poaceae. Gene Ontology annotation, cellular component: nucleus. The transcript has 2 exons. The record is from RefSeq and is a predicted model, not a curated record. Gene Ontology annotation, molecular function: sequence-specific DNA binding; DNA-binding transcription factor activity. Gene Ontology annotation, biological process: regulation of DNA-templated transcription. Bases 1 to 1878 code for a protein of 625 amino acids.
AUGCCGGUGUCUGGUAGUGCAGUGACGCUGUUCCUUCCCACCGCUGCCCAUGUCCUCCGGACUCGGCAAAUCUCUGCUCCCUCCCAACCGCGCCAAAACAUUUCCGGGCACCAAACCAGAGCACAGCUCGAAAGAACUCACACCUGCGGCGAGACGCAAGUGCAGGUCAUGGACGUGACCGGGGAGCUCGAGAUCUCCGGCUGCUGCUCCACGACCACCUCGUCGUGUUCCUCCCUCGACGACGGCACGGGGAAGUACUACGCGUGGAAUGGGCUGUCCCCAGUCGCCGACUGGGGCACGUUCUGCUCAGAUGAUGGCGGGCAGGACCUGCACGACCUCAUCGAGUCCAUGCUCUGCGACGACACGCUCGUCAGCGCGGCUGACGACGACUGCACGGGCCUCCACCCGGCCAUGUUCUCCGAUGACGCGUACUGCUACUCCAAUGGGUCUGGCCCGAGCAGCACCACCACGACGAACCCGGGCACGCCCGUGUAUGACGUCGAUGCGCAGCAGGGCGACUGCCCCGAGAAGGGCCUCCGCCUGCUGCAUCUGCUCAUGGCGGCCGCCGAGGCGCUCUCCGGCCCGCACAAGAGCCGGGAGCUGGCUCGGGUGAUAUUGGUUCGGCUCAAGGAGAUGGUUUCCCACACUGGCGCCAGCGCCGCAGCCUCCAACAUGGAGCGCCUCGCUGCGCACUUCACCGACGCGCUGCAGGGGCUGCUCGACGGGUCCCACCCAGUGGGAGGAGCCGGCAGGCAGGCCGCCGCGGCCGCGUCCCACCACCACCAGCAGAACACCGGCGAUGUGCUGACGGCAUUCCAGAUGCUGCAGGACAUGUCGCCGUACAUGAAGUUCGGCCACUUCACCGCUAACCAGGCGAUCCUCGAGGCGGUGGCGGGCGACCGGCGCGUGCACAUCGUCGACUACGACAUCGCCGAGGGCGUCCAGUGGGCUUCGCUGAUGCAGGCCAUGAUCUCGAAACCCGACGGCGUGCCGCCGCCGCACCUGCGCAUAACCGCCGUCUCCCGAGGCGGCGGAGGCGGCGCCCGGGCUGUGCAGGUGGCCAGCCGGCGCCUAGCCGCCUUCGCGGCGUCCAUCAAGCAGCCCUUCUCGUUCGGGCACUGCCGUCUCGACUCCGACGAGAGUUUCCGGCCGGCGACGAUCCGGCUUGUCAAGGGGGAGACCCUCGUCGCCAACUGCGUGCUCAACCAAGCCGCGGCGACCACCACCAUCAGGCGGCCCACCGGCUCGGUGGCGUCUUUCUUGGCCGGCAUGGCAACGCUCGGGGCCAAGGUGGUGACGGUGGUGGAGGAGGAUCAAGGCGAAGCGGAGAAGGACGACAAGGAGUCCGGCGACGCCGCGGCGGGCGGUUUCGUGGCGCGGUUCAUGGAGGAGCUGCACCGGUACUCUGCGGUGUGGGACUCGCUGGAGGCUGGGUUCCCGACGCAGAGCCGGGUGCGCGGCCUCGUGGAGCAGGCCAUUCUCGCCCCGAACAUCGCCGUCGCCGUAAGCCGCGCGUACCGGACCGUGGACGGCGACGGCGAGGGGAGGAGCGGGUGGGGGGAGUGGAUGCGCGGGAACGGGUUCCGGUCCGUGCCGCUCAGCUGCUUCAACCACAGCCAGGCCAGGCUCCUCCUCGGUCUCUUCAACGACGGGUACACGUUGGAGGAGACGUCGCCGAACAAGAUCGUGCUCGGCUGGAAGGCCCGGCGAUUGCUGUCGGCGUCCGUGUGGGCGCCUCCGCCUAUGUCUCUGCCGUCGUCGCCUCCGGAGGGAGCGUUCCAGCCCGUGGAGAUGGCGCCGGCCAGCGGUGGCGUAAGCCGGAUGGAGUUUGACUACAUUGACUCGUUCCUGGUCGAGCCUGCUUACGCGCUAGUUUAAUCGUGGUUGUGUUGAGUCAGCUGCUUUAGCUCGGAUGUUCUAGGCCUUUUUGAUAGGUUUUUUUCUGGAGCCAGAAGUUAUUUAAA